Molecule: messenger RNA, 1215 nt
Organism: Lactuca saligna
Lineage: Eukaryota; Viridiplantae; Streptophyta; Magnoliopsida; Asterales; Asteraceae
Source: the annotation of a GenBank genome assembly
AUGAGCACCACCUUGACCAACCAGGAAACAUGCAUCGACGGAUUCUCACACGACAAACAUGAUAGGCAGCUUCGUGAAUCGCUUAUCGCUGGAGAGAUCCACGCCGAGAAGUUGUGUAGUAUAUCAUUAGCCAUGAUCAAGAACAUGACCGACACAGAUAUGGCCAAUCAAGUCGAGAUCAAUGGGCGGAAGUUAAAGGAGGAGGAGGAUGACGAAUGGCCGGAGUGGUUAUCCAUUGGUGACAGAAAGCUGUUGCAGUUAGGGACAGUGACGCCUAACGUGAUUGUAGCCGCGAAUGGAAGUGGUAACUUUACAACGGUUUCUGCUGCCGUGGCUGCUGCUCCGGCUUCAAGCGCAACCAGGUAUGUGAUUAGGAUAGCAUCAGGGGUGUACAGGGAAAAUGUCAACAUUCCUAGUAAUAAAAGGAACUUGAUGUUUCUGGGUUCCGGAAGAACUUCCACAAUAAUCACCGGAAGCAGAAGUGUUGCCGGCGGCAGCACCACAUUCAAUUCUGCAACUGUCGCGGCUGUGGGUGCUGGAUUUCUAGCGCGGGACAUAACGUUUCAAAACACCGCCGGGCCCUCAGGGAACCAAGCGGUGGCGCUACGAGUCGGAUCCGAUCUCUCUGCAUUCUACCUAUGUGACAUGAUAGCAUACCAAGACACCCUUUACGUCCAUUCCAAUCGUCAAUUCUAUAUCAACUGCUUCAUAGCAGGCACAGUCGACUUCAUAUUUGGCAAUGCUGCAGCCGUUUUUCAAAAUUGUGAUAUACACGCUCGUCGUCCUAACCCAAACCAAAGGAACAUGAUUACAGCUCAAGGCCGAAGCGACCCUAACCAGAAUACAGGAAUUGUGAUACAAAAAUCAAGGAUAGGAGCGACAUCAGACCUUCUACCGGUGCAAGGAAGCUUUCCGACAUACCUAGGGAGGCCUUGGAGGGAAUACUCGAGGACAGUGGUGAUGCAAUCAACGAUAAGCAACGUGAUAAAUCCGGCAGGAUGGUUUCCUUGGAACGGGGAUUUUGCACUUAAUACGUUGUAUUACGGAGAGUACCAAAACACGGGGGCUGGAGCUGCUACGGCGAAUAGAGUGACAUGGAGAGGGUACAGGGUGAUUAGGGAUGCUACGGAAGCUGGAGGUUUUACUGCCGGAAACUUUAUCAAUGGUGGUAGUUGGUUAAGAGCCACCGGCUUCCCUUUCUCUCUUGGGCUGUGA